Molecule: messenger RNA, 2724 nt
Organism: Closterium sp. Yama58-4
Lineage: Eukaryota; Viridiplantae; Streptophyta; Zygnematophyceae; Desmidiales; Closteriaceae
Source: the annotation of a GenBank genome assembly
AUGGGAAAAUUCGGGGAAGAGACAGCACCAGAGGACACGUCAGCAGGCGCGGAGGCAGCGCGCUUCGUGGUGGGGUCCAAGAUAUGGGUGGCGCAUGAGAAGGCGGCGUUCGCUGCUGCUGAAGUCACGGCGGUGCAGGACAAUGGGGAGACCGUCGAGGCGAUUCUCGUGGAUCCCAAGGGGGACGACAAGGUGCUCAUCCCAGCCAGGGAGUGCUUCCCCAGGGAGGAGGACGAGGAGAAGGACCCCAAGGACGACAUGGUGAAGCUGGACCACCUGCACGAGCCCGGCGUGCUGCAUAAUCUCAAGAGGCGCUACGUGCGCAACGCGAUUUAUACGUACACAGGGACCAUUCUCAUCGCAGUCAACCCCUUCAUAUACCUGCCAGGCCUGUACCACCCGCAGCUGAAGAGCCAGUACCGCAAUGUACCACUGGGGCAGCUGAGCCCACACGUGUUCGCCAUUGCUGACCAUGCCUACAGGUCGAUGAGGGAGGCGGGGCGCAGCCAGUCGGUUUUAAUCAGUGGGGAGAGCGGCGCUGGCAAGACAGAGACCACCAAGCUGUCCAACCAAGUCCUUGAGACGUUUGGGAACGCCAAGACAGUGCGUAACAACAACUCGAGUCGCUUCGGCAAGUUCAUUGAGAUUCACUUUGACAGCGAUGGCAGGGUGACAGGAGCAGCCAUUCGGUCGUACCUGCUGGAGCGGUCCAGAGUGGUGCAGAUCGGUAGCCCUGAGCGCUCGUAUCACUGCUUCUAUCAGCUGCUCUAUGGUGCCACGCCUGAGGAAGCAGAAAAGUUUUCUCUGCCCACGGAGGGCGAGCGGGGAUCAAAUUUUUACUACUUGGCGCAGAGCGACUGCUACGAGCUGCCCGGAAAGAACAGCAACGCGAUGGAGUAUGAAUCCACUCGCUCUGCCAUGAACGUUAUGGGGUUCGACCCAAGGGAGCAGGAGGGCAUAUUCGCAGUGGUGGCGGCCAUUAUGCAUCUGGGAAACGUGGACUUCACCCAGCCGGAGAGCACUGACGGGACAGGGGAGCUGCCCCCUCUGGUGCCAAAGAAUGACAAGGCAGAAGCUGCAGUCAAGACUGUGGCACGCCUGCUCGAGUGUGACGAGGCUGCACUGUGGGACUCCCUUGUCUCUCAGACGCGCAAGUUCGGCCGGGAGGUCAUCAAGAGCCCGCUGGACCCCAAGAAGGCGGCAGUCAAGCGAGACACCCUCGCCAAGUUCCUCUACUCGCGCCUCUUCGACUGGAUUGUGUCAAAGGUCAAUGAGAGCAUCGGCCAGGAUCCCAACCAUGCGUCCAUCAUCGGAGUGCUUGAUAUUUAUGGCUUUGAGCACUUCAAAGUCAACAGCUUUGAGCAGAUGUGCAUCAACCUCACCAACGAAAAGCUGCAGCAGCAUUUCAACUCGCACGUGUUGAAGCAGCAGCAGGAGGAGUACGAGGCAGAGGGCAUAGACUGGUCUCGCAUUGAAUUUGUUGACAACCAAGACGUGCUUGAACUGAUUGAAGGGAAUCAAGGCAUUCUUGCACUCCUCGACUCUGCCUGCAAGAUGGAUAGCUCCACACCUGAGUCCUUCUGUCAGACGCUCUACAGCACGCUGGGCAAGCACAAGCGCUUCUCCAAGUCCAAAAUGUCGCGAGCUGACUUCAGUGUCAAGCACUAUGCCGGCAAGGUGAAGUAUCAGGCAGAGGAGUUUCUGGUGAAGAACCUUGACGCGCUGGUGCCGGAGCACGAGGAGCUGCUGGCGCGCUCCCACUCUGCCUUUGUGCGAACGCUCUUCCCCCCACCUGCGACCGCCAAGGCGGUGAAAGCCGUGUCCCUGGGGAAGAGGUUCAAGGAGCAACUGGGCGAGCUGAUGCGCACGCUGAACGCAACAGAGCCCCACUACGUGCGGUGUGUGAAGCCCAACAAGGACCUCAAGCCUCAGAAGUUCUCCAACAACCUCGUUGUCGAGCAGCUGCGGUCCGGGGGAGUGCUAGAGGCAGUGCGCCUGUGCUCCACGGGCUACCCAGCUCGGCGCACGUUUGAAGACUUUGAGGCACGGUUCAGCCCCCUGCUGCCGAGCCAAGACAGAAAGAGGCUAGCCGGGCAGCACCAGGAGAUGAUUCGUGCAGUCAUGGCGCAGGCAGAGCUGCAGGAUUAUCAGAUCGGCCGCACCAAGGUGUUUAUGAAGGGGGUGCAGCUGGUGACGCUUGAGUCACUCCGUCUUGACCGUAUGAACCUCGCUGCCACCAAGAUUCAGAGGGCUGUGCGCCUCUUCCUCUGGAAGCAGGAGCGCAAGCGGGCCGCCAUUGUCAUUCAGAAGCACUGGAGAGCCUACCGAGCCAGGAAGCUAUUGCGGGAACUGAGGGAGGACGCAGCUGCCCUGGUCAUUCAGAACCACGUGCGGCGAUUCCUGGUGGAGAAACGCUUCUGGGAGCUCAAGUUUGCAGCAAUUGUGAUUCAGAAGAACGUGCGCAUGCAGCAAGCAAGGAAGCAGUACAUCCUGCUCAGGAGGACGCUGGCUACCAUUGUCAUUCAGCGCUACUGGCGGGGUCACAGGGUGCGCAAGCCGUGGGGCGCCAUGAGGCGGUGCCUGCAGGUGAAGGUGGCUCGGAUGCGACUGAAGAAGAUGAAGGAGGCAGCACAGCGGGCGGCACUACUUGCUCCGCCGCGCACCAAGGUGGAAGCUUCCAUGGACGAGCUGCGCAUCGCUAUGCUGCGUGGCCUCAAGGUGUGA